AAGGCUGUGUGCGGUUGAAGAAAAAAUCUUUUGUGUGUUUCGCGUCGGCCAUUAAAGCACAAGCAGCACUUCAUCGCGGAGCAGCACACGGUUCGUCGGUCGGGUUCGGGAGUUUCGACAGGCUCCCCCGUGUGUGACAGUCAAACACACACACGCACACACAUACAGUUGGAGGAAAAGAACUAUUUUUUAGUAGAUUUUGUUGGGUUUUUGUGUGCGGUUUUCGACAAUGAAGUGAAAUUACUCGCGUUCUUACUGAAAACGGGAAACGGUGUAUACGGAACAGACGACAAAAAAUCUGUCUAGGCUUACUUAGUGAGAAGAGUGUGUGUGUGUUUGCAUUAGUGUGUGCGGUCGUCGAUAAGGGUGAAGUUCAACGCUGUAUACGUAAAAUUUUAGCAUUUUUAAGAGACCAGGUUCUUGCGCGAAGCACCACUUUCCGUGCCCAUUGACGGCGGAAGACCGUAUUCAUCGGGAUUUUUUAUACGAGAGGAGCGAAGGGGGAACCGUUCCCGGAGCGUUUCUUCGGGAGACCGUUCCGAGUGUGUGUGUGUGUUUUUCAAAAUUCUGUAAAAGUAUCGGCGACCUUUCCGGAUCUUCGGAUUCUCACAUCUUAAGAGGAAGAACGUCGCUGGCAAAGCGGUGUCUAUGAACUACGCACACCAAAUGGAGGAUCCGAACCGGAUGAUGGGCCACGGCGGCCUGAUGCCGCCCAACUACGGCAUGCCGGCGGCCGCCAGUGACGGCCAAGCCGUGGACAACGACCCCCGCAAGCAGGACAUCGGCGAGAUCCUCCAACAGAUCAUGAACAUCACGGACCAAUCGCUGGACGAGGCCCAGGCCCGAAAGCACACGCUCAACUGUCACAGGAUGAAGCCGGUGCUGUUUGCGGUGCUGUGCGAGAUCAAAGAGAAAACAGUCCUGUCGCUCCGCAACACCCAGGAGGAGGAGCCCCCAGAUCCGCAGCUGAUGCGCCUGGACAACAUGCUGAUCGCGGAGGGCGUGGCCGGACCGGAGAAGGGCGGUGGUGCAGGUUCGUCAUCCGACUUCCUGUCCCAGUCCGACCUGACCGGGGGCCAGGACAACGCGAUCGAACACUCCGACUACCGGGCCAAGCUGGCACAGAUCCGCCAAAUCUACCACCAGGAGCUGGAGAAGUACGAGCAGGCCUGCAGCGAGUUCACCACGCACGUCAUGAAUCUGCUGCGCGAGCAGAGCCGCACCAGACCCAUCACACCGAAGGAGAUCGAGCGAAUGGUACAAAUUAUUCACCGGAAAUUCAGCUCCAUCCAGAUGCAGCUCAAGCAGUCCACUUGCGAAGCUGUUAUGAUCUUGAGAUCCCGCUUCCUGGACGCCCGGCGAAAGCGACGCAACUUCAGCAAGCAGGCCUCAGAAAUCCUGAACGAGUACUUCUACAGCCACCUAAGCAACCCGUACCCGUCCGAGGAGGCCAAGGAGGAGCUGGCCAGAAAGUGUGGCAUAACCGUCUCCCAAGUGUCCAACUGGUUCGGCAACAAGCGCAUCCGCUACAAGAAGAACAUCGGCAAGGCCCAGGAAGAGGCGAACCUGUACGCGGCCAAGAAGGCGGCCGGCGCCUCACCGUACUCGAUGGGCGGCCCGCCGAGUGGUGCGGCCACGCCGAUGAUGUCGCCGGCGCCCGCCCAGGACUCGAUGGGCUACUCGCUCGGUUCGGGCGGGUACGACCAGCAGCAGGCGUACGACGGCAGCAUGGGCUACGACCCGAUGGGUGGCCACCAGGAUCUCAGUCCUUGAGAGUCCGCAGAGUACUAGAGAGCGAGAGCGAGAGCGCGCGCGCAAGUUAGCAAUGUGUGGAAGCUGAGCCGAGAGAGCGAGCGAGCGAGCGAGUGAGCCGACAACAACUAGAAACCUAUACGAGACCCUUCCCUCUCCACCCUUUUAGAAUGCCAGAAAAUGAGAGAAAACAAACAGGCAAAACUUACACGCCAGAUGAUGUAGGAAACGGGAAAUCUGUUUGCAGUGAAGUAAUUUUACUUUUGUUGGCGCGUUUGUUUCGGUUCAACACACACACACUUAAUUUCUCGUUAUGGGUACACAAAACGGUUUAGUUUUUAGAGAAAAAAAACACGGAUGAUUAUUUAAUAAAAUAAUUUAAAUUUUAGCGAAAGCACUAUUUACAAGCGAGUGAGUGAAAGAAGUAGAUGUAGCAUUUGCCACUGAGAUCAAGUAGAAAUCGCACAACACACUUUUCGUAAGGAGUAGACAUCCCUUCUCUCACGCGCGCCUCAACUUCGUACGUGUUAGUGAAAUUUUUAAAUCGUAAAUCAACGCUGCAAUAAGUACACUUUCUAUACUUUAGUUAUUUAUGUUACGAGUGCGCGCACAUCAUUAUAAACAUCCGUAGAACGCUUCCAGAGAUGGGGCGAUCUCGAUCGAUUUGUUUAUUUGGAUUUUUCGGUGGAAACAAAUCACUGUCCGCUUUCCGAAGGGCGCGAGCGCGCGAAUCAAUCUCGAUGAAAUUGUUUGUUCCUUUGCUCCCAGACUGAAACAGAAACACUGUGUUGCGCGCUUUUGAUUUGUGUAACAAUUUUAAACUUGCAAAUAAGCUAAGGUUGUUAAUCGAUACCAUUGUCGUAGUUUUCUUGAAUUUUGACUAAAUUUUUCUUCCUUUGACAUUUUCACUGCAUUUUUUUUUUAAUUGGAGCUGAUUUGUUUUAAUUCGAAAUAUUUAUUUAGUAGUUAUCGUUGCAAAAUUGACAUGCAUAGUGAAACUUCUCUAAAUUUUUAGUUAUUAAAAACUGUAAAUCAAACAUUAUUUUUUAAUUAUUAAAUUGAGCAAAACCAAUCACUGUUGUUAUCGAUUGACAAUGAUUUUAAAAAAAAUGAAUUUUUCAUUAGAAAAUCUGUGGCGAAUAUCAACUUCUUGAAAUUGUCUUAAAUGAAAAUUCAGACAAAUUUAUUUUUUUUUUUUCAUUUUUGAGGAUAAUAACAUAUUUUGUGGAAAUUUAAGUGCUUCGUCAAAAAAUCAAGCAUUAAAAUAUUAUAUCAAAACAUGGGCAGAAUUUGCCUUCGUUUGACAAACACAUAACAUAUUCAGAAAAUUUGAUAAUGUCCCUAAAAUUACCGUAUUUUGCGAGAAUUUCGAUACUGCACAUACAUUUUUCAUUCAAUGCAAAUAUAUAAGAAUUUCUCUUCGUUUGGUACUUCUAUUGCUAAUUUUGAAAACUCAAAUAUUUUUUAAUACGAUUGUAAAUUGCUAUAAUUUGAACAAAAAUAUCAAUGUUGUGAAAAUUGUCAACCAUUCCAUUGCAAACUUUAAAAAAUUGAAUAUUUAAAAAAAAUCUUCUUUUUAGACAAUUUAAUAUUUUGUACGAAACCAAUCAAUUUUGUAAUUUAAAAAAUAUUGAUAUUUUGCAAAAAUAACGCAGAUUUUGCCUCCGUUUUUAAAACAUCAGCGCUUUGUGCAAACUCUACGCAAAAUAUGCUUUUAUUUGACACUCACAUCAAAAUCUUCAAAUAGCGGUUAUGUUAUCGUUAACAACCUUGGUUUGUAGCAGAUUUUUCCCCAAUUUGACCUGCAUACUACCUACAAACAGAAAAUAAAACAUACACACACACAUGAAUAAGAGAGAGUAAGUGAACGCAAGCAAGCAAAACAAAGUUAAGGAUACUUCAAUUCUACCGAUAGUAAAUAAUUUAACACAAGAAACAAACAAAACUAUUGUGUAUACCAUUAGGUGAUAGGAAAAACAACAAAAACAAAACGAUAACUACAGUAGUAGGCCAUGAUUGAAAACGCAUAAAACGCUCACAGCGGAGAAGACCCUAUUCUGAGCUAACUAAACCCUAGUUGGCCAUGAGAAACAAUUGAAAAUGAAAAAGAGAGCGCGAGCAAGCCACACUCAAAUAAUAUACGUAAAUUGUAUUAAACACAGUUUCCUUUUUUCUAACAAAGUAAAAAGGGAAAGUAAAAAAACAAACAAGCAAAAGCUAUUUUUAGAGUAGACGCGUUUGGAGCAUUUUCAUUUCUUCCAUCUAAUGACGACAAAACCAGUCUUAAAGAAAAGCAAAAAAAACUGUAGGCAAAUAGAAAGCAUACUCUUCAACUCACAUUAAAGAAAAAGAAAACACGAACACACACACAAGUAUACAAUUUUCAUAGUUUUUAAACUUUUAAAAACGAUCAAAAGAGAAGAAAAUUCGAAACCCAGUUAUACGAUUCGCUAUACCAAAAUUUAGCCCUGCCCCCGCCAGGAAGGAUUUGUACUUAAUGUUAAAGAAAAGAAGAAAAAAAAAACAAUUGAAACAACAACAAAUAAAACCUAGCAACCCUGUCAAACUAAACAAACACAACCUUGCAAGCAGUUUGCGUGACUGUGUGCGUGGCAGCACGCCAUGAAACGCACACCGAAACGCAGCAAAGCCCAAGCAAACAAAAGAAGGAAAACAAUAUUGACAAUAUGUGCAAGCAGAACGAAGGCCGCCUGGCAACACUGGAAGACGCAAAAAAACAACGCAAACGUCACGGCCACACCCCCAACAACCCAAAAUUGUGUGACAUUUUAAGAGAAUGCGAGUUGAUGAAACAAAAAAUUAAGCGAACAAAUCAUUUGUAUACGAUAUAAUAAUAAAAAAAACCUAUUAAUUAAUGAAAAAGUUUGAAAAUAUACUAUUUAAAAAAUAUGAAUUAUGGACAAACAAAAACUAUUUUCCAAUCAUUUUACUAGAAAAUUUCAGUUUGGAACAGAAAAAAAAUCAAGAGCGAAAAAUAAAAAGUAAUAUCUAGUGGCUUUUACCCGUUAAGAUAAUACUUAAACAAAAAAAAAACCAACAACCAGAGUGAAGCGCGUUUCCUUCAAGUGUUUGGUAUUCUGUUUCAACCUUGACCGGUUGCCCCGAAAUUCUGGCAGCACUGCAAACUACGGCAGCGGAAAACAUCGGCGAAAUGAAGCGAAACUCAGGAAGACCAACGAAUUUCGGGUUCCCGGCAAGCUCACACAACCACAGUCGGUCACACGUAUUGUCGUAUUAUGAUUUUCGAUUACUUAUUGGUUCGUGUUUUGUUCGUUCAUUAAUCUUUUCUGAGUUGGUGGGAUUGUUGUGCUUUUGUUUGUUUCAAUUGUUAUCGUUUUGAAUACUUUGCUUACUUUUGGUAUCAUUUUCAUUCACUUUAAAUCUCCCUAAAACUAUUACAAACUUCCACUCUUGACCGCAAUGAGAGCAUUUAAGUUUGGGGUACAGUUUUGUGUUUUGUUCAACAACACUCGCAACCACACACACUCACAAGCAGUACAGCGAAACAAAUCCGUAUUGAAGGAAAUAAUUAUGAAGAAGAAAACUAUGAAAAGUAAAAAAACAAAAACUCUUGAGAAGAAUUGAGGAAAUGAAAAAACGAAAGUAUGUAUACGAAAACGAUUUAAAAAUCUAUUAAAUCUAUUAAAUUUAAAUUUUAUGUGUACUUAAUUAUAAUAACUGAGAAGAAGAAGAAAAAAACA
Molecule: messenger RNA, 5474 nt
Organism: Culex pipiens pallens (northern house mosquito)
Lineage: Eukaryota; Metazoa; Arthropoda; Insecta; Diptera; Culicidae
Gene: exd
Product: homeobox protein extradenticle
Exons: 7
Coding region: 649-1773 (374 amino acids)
Biological process (GO): embryonic organ development; animal organ morphogenesis; neuron development
Cellular component (GO): nucleus
Molecular function (GO): DNA-binding transcription factor activity, RNA polymerase II-specific; RNA polymerase II cis-regulatory region sequence-specific DNA binding
Source: RefSeq, a predicted model, not a curated record